Salvelinus namaycush (lake trout) is the source of this 1664-nucleotide messenger RNA. Its product is annotated as plexin-A1-like. Gene Ontology annotation, molecular function: protein binding; semaphorin receptor activity. NCBI's taxonomy places the organism in Eukaryota, Metazoa, Chordata, Actinopteri, Salmoniformes, Salmonidae. The transcript is spliced from 3 exons. Gene Ontology annotation, biological process: negative regulation of cell adhesion; regulation of cell shape; positive regulation of axonogenesis. Gene Ontology annotation, cellular component: semaphorin receptor complex. Bases 300 to 1664 code for a protein of 454 amino acids. The record is from RefSeq and is a predicted model, not a curated record.
ACGCGGAGCUUUUGGACGAGAAUCGUGACAGUCGUGGAAAUGCCUUCAAGUUUAAUAUUUUAACCAUGCUGAAGAAAACAAACCCCAAGAUCACAAUUAUCCGGCUGGCGGCCGAGGCUCUGGGGACGAUGUUAUAGACGACAGAGCAGAGACACAGAGCCCAGAGGACGCCAGGCCAGAGCUACACCACCAUCCCCUCCCUUCCUUCCUUCAGCCUGGUGUAGGACAGCCACAGCUUCAGUAGAGGAAGAACAACACACACACACUCAGGAACCUCUCCUCACCUACCAGAGCCCAACAUGAUCUGCCACCCCACCCCAGCCCUGGGAGGCCCUCUCCUACCCUUCCUCCUCCUGUUGUCGGGGGUGUUAGCCACCAUUCCCAGCGACCUCAGGACAUUCUCACCUCCAGAGGGGGGGCUCACACACCUGGUGGUCCACAACAAGACAGGUGAGGUGUACCUGGGAGCCGUCAACUGGAUCUUCAAGCUGUCCAGCAACCUGACCAAGCUCCGCAACCACGUGACAGGCCCUGUGGUGGACAAUGAGAAGUGUUACCCCCCUCCUGGCGUCCAGUCCUGCCCCCAUGAACUGGCCCAGACCAGUAACGUCAACAAGCUGCUGCUGCUGGACUACGGUCAGAACCGCCUGAUCGCCUGCGGCAGCACCUCCCAAGGCAUCUGCCAGUUCCUUCGGUUGGACGACCUGUUCAAGCUGGGUGAGCCGCACCACCGUAAGGAGCACUACCUGUCCAGCGUGGCCGAGGCUGGCACCAUGUCUGGGGUAGUCAUCGGUGGAGACGCGGCCGGGGGCGGGGGAGGGGCUGGCAAGCUGUUUGUGGGCACACCCAUUGACGGCAAGUCAGAGUACUUCCCCACGCUCUCCAGCCGCAAGCUGAUGGCCAACGAGGAGAACGCCGACAUGUUCAGCUUCGUCUACCAGGACGAGUUUGUCUCCUCGCAGCUCAAGAUCCCCUCGGACACGCUCUCCAAGUUCCCCGCCUUCGACAUCUACUACAUCUACGGCUUCAGCAGCGAACAGUUUGUCUACUAUCUGACCCUGCAGCUGGAUACCCAGCUCACCUCGCCUGACGCCAGCGGGGAGCAGUUCUUCACCUCUAAGAUCGUCCGUCUCUGCGUGGACGACCCCAAGUUCUACUCCUACGUGGAGUUCCCCAUCGGCUGCACCAAGGACGGGGUGGAGUACCGUCUGGUGCAGGACGCCUACCUCAGCCGACCCGGGACCAAGCUGGCGCGCUCGCUGGGCAUCUCAGAGCAGGAGGAGGUGCUGUUCACGGUGUUCGCCCAGGGCCAGAAGAACCGGGCCAAGCCCCCCAAGGAAUCAGCCCUGUGCCUGUUCACCCUGCGCCGCAUCAAGGAGAAGAUCAAGGAGCGUAUCCAGUCCUGCUACAGAGGAGAGGGGAAACUGUCAUUGCCCUGGCUGCUCAACAAGGAACUAGCCUGCAUCAACUCACCACUCCAGAUAGAUGAUAACUUCUGUGGGCAGGACUUCAACCAGCCCCUGGGGGGAACCAGCACCAUCGAGGGUCUGCCUCUGUUCGUGGACAAGGACGAUGGCAUGACCUCGGUGGCGGCCUACGAAUACCACGGCCACACCGUGGCCUUUACCGGCACACGCAGCGGACGCAUUAAGAAGGUAGGAUAA